UCGUGCCAAUUUCUAUCGACAGUACUGCUUCGAUGGUUACCACUCAUUACACAAAAAACCCAUCACGGGAUGGAGAAGCAGCAGCAGCAGAAGGAGGAGAAGAAGAUCAAAAACUAAGCCAAGAAUGCAAGGAACUUCUUCUUUCUCUUCCCAAAGAGAGAGGAUGCAGAACCCCUCAUAUCUACAAGUUCCAAGGGUUUUGGUGCCAGCCAACGGAGAUCCAAGCCAUAAUCUCCUUCCAAAGGCACUUCCAAGCAAGUGACACUGACGUGGUGUUGGCCACCAUACCAAAAUCAGGCACGACAUGGUUGAAAGCCUUGGCUUUUGCUGUUGUGAAUCGCAAGCGUUUUGCUGUCAUGUCAAACAGCCAUCCUUUGCUUGCAUUCAACCCCCACGAUCUUGUACCUUUCUUUGAGUACAAGCUCUAUGCCAAUGGCCAGCAGCUUCCUGAUCUUUCAAACCUUCCUCAGCCUAGACUUUUUGGCACCCAUGUUCCGUUUUCUUCAUUACCUAAUUCCAUCAAGAAAUCUGAUUGCAGGGUUGUUUAUAUUUGCAGAAACCCACUUGACACUUUCAUCUCCUCUUGGCAUUACAUGAACAAACUUAGGCCAGGAUCUCAAGCCCCAAUGUUGCUAGAUGAAGCCUUUGAAAUGUACUGCAAGGGGAUUAUAGGGUUUGGACCCUUUUGGGAGCAUAUGUUGGGGUACUGGAAGGAGAGCAUAGAGAAGCCUCACAAGGUGUUGUUCUUGAAGUAUGAGGACAUGAAAGAAGACAUCACUUCUCAGUUGAAAAUAUUAGCAGAGUUUCUGGGGUUCCCAUUUUCUUUGGAGGAGGAGAGAAGUGGUGUCAUUGAAAAGAUUGCAAAGCUGUGCAGCUUUGAGAAUCUGAAGGAAUUGGACGUGAAUAAAUCUGGCAAGUCGAUUAAGAACUUUGAAAACAAAGAUUUGUUUAGGAAGGGUGAGGUGGGAGACUGGGUGAACUAUCUAUCACCUACUAUGGUGAAGCAACUAACCAAACUCAUGGAGGAGAAGUUAGGUGCUGCUGGCUUGUCAUUCAAAGUGUUCUCUUAGGACAAGCAAUAAAUGUCCUCACCUUAUGCUAUAAUUGCAUGGUUAUGGGUAUGGAUAGAUCUGGUGAAGAGAUCAUUCGAAUAAAUGUUUCAGUUCAGACAAUGUAUUGUUAAAUUUCUUGUUUUUCAAUGAAAGCAUUUCAGUUCUAGACAACUGAAAUAAAAAGAUUUGAUGUUUGUUUUCCGCACU
Molecule: messenger RNA, 1259 nt
Organism: Alnus glutinosa
Lineage: Eukaryota; Viridiplantae; Streptophyta; Magnoliopsida; Fagales; Betulaceae
Product: cytosolic sulfotransferase 15-like
Exons: 1
Coding region: 33-1070 (345 amino acids)
Biological process (GO): sulfation
Cellular component (GO): cytoplasm
Molecular function (GO): sulfotransferase activity
Source: RefSeq, a predicted model, not a curated record